CACCCUUGCCAGACGAACUGCGGCGGCUCCAGUAUCCUGCAGGCAAGAGGGUUAAAUCACAAGAACAACCGACCUGCCCAGAUUGAACUGCUAUUCAUUUACCUCGUUUGGAGAUACCGUGGCCGUUCAUCCAGAAUACCUACGGAAGAAAGUUUCAACUGUCGUUCUGCUCCAUCUCUGCAAUAUAGCCUAUACUACCUGUUGCUGCUAGUACAACCGACGGAGAAGAGGGGGAGACUACACUUUGCGACACUUGGAUCUCUUAUAAACACACUUUGUAGGGAUUUGGAUUUCGCAACCAUUGACAACCUUUUGCACACCAAGUGUGUUAUUUUGUAUAUGUCCUUUUUGGGAUAUAUAGUGUUUUUACCAUCUUAUCUAUAGUAUAAACUUUUUUAAAGUGCCUUAGAACUGGUAGUAAUCCAGUAUUUGGGCACUAUUCCCACACCAGAGACUCAACCAGUGAUUAUCACAUAGAAAAUCACAGGAUCUAUCCCUAUAACCCGGUUUCGCCAUGAGUCAAGGGGAUGUAUCAACUUGCUCUGCGCCUCAGAUAGUAUUCCAAGAGGCGGUGAAGCAAGGCAACACAAAGGAACUCCACUCUUUGCUCCAGAACAUGACAAACUGCGAAUUCAAUGUCAACUCCUUCGGGCCCGAAGGACAGACGGCGUUGCAUCAGUCAGUAAUCGACGGGAAUCUCGAACUUGUAAAACUGCUGGUGAAAUUCGGAGCCGAUAUUCGAUUGGCGAACAGGGAAGGGUGGAGUGCCUUACACAUUGCCGCUUUUGGAGGACACCAAGACAUAGUCCUAUACCUCAUCACUAAGGCAAAGUACUCCUCUGGCGCACGGUGAUCUGCUACAUUGCUGUCAGGUAAACACACGGAAAGCCAGGCUCUUGUAAAUUUGCGUUUCGAUCUAUAGUUGUGCCAAAUUAUAGCCUACAAAAAACAGUAACUUCCCUUUCAUCAAAACCAAACGGGGGUCUCUCUCACUCGUGAGUCAAACACCACAUGGUUCUUGUAUCCGCUUCAGCAUAAAAAAAAACGCCAUUUUGGUGGGUUGGUACUAAAGCUUUUUUCUUGAACAUGUGUAAUAGAUUGGGACGUAUAAAAUAAGUAAGCCAGUGUUUGGGUCCCGAGACCUGAUAGCAGCCUAGUUCUACGCAGAGAUAUACUUUCUAUAUAUUUUUUUGCCGCGGUUACAUUGAAACGCUUCUUUAUUGGGCUUCAUAUGGAGGUGUCGACCUGUAGCUGCGAUGUUCACUUGUAGGACCCUUUAAAAUUAUUUUAUAUACUAAAAGAUGUCACUUGUUGCUGUGGUUGCAUGCUGGAAUAUAUGAAAGGGAAGAAAAGGUGAACACGGGAAAUGAAGGCCAUCCUGUAUUUGGCUAUUAUAUUUCUGUUUUAAAUGAAAAGAUUUGAUCUAUUACAAAGAGCAGCAUUAUUAGGCCUAUAUAUCCAAUUCGCUUUUCCAGAUGUGUAAUCAUUGUAACAACUAUUGACUUAAAUGUUGUUAAGUACUUUACACAAUAGCUUUACUUUGUUUCUUUAUAAAAAGUAGCUAAAUGGGCUUUGCCUUCUUCAAGCAGGCUGCGGGCAUGCAUCAAUGUCUUUUCAGGCCAGUGCGACCGCAGUGUCAAUGGUUAGUUAAUGUGAUAUAAACCGCUGCUUUCGCUUUGUAUCAAAACGUCAGGAAAGUCGCAUUAAGUCGCAUAAUCUCCUUUCAGUAUUUUAACGAACAACACCCUGGUCAUCACUGUGAAUGCAGGCUGGGUUCUAUUUAUGAAGGUACAUUGACAAGAUGCAUUUAGAAUAUGCUGUGGUUAUUUUUUUCAAAUCAAAUCUAUUACAUUUAAGAAUAUUUAGGGUGACUUAUAAAGCUGCUUCAGACUCUAUGCGUAUCAUAGUAUAAACUGUCCUGUAGGAGACCCCAUCAUGUCACAAUAAGCCUACAUUCGACCGUGCUAAAGAGACUCUUCUUUGUCCCUCAUGAACUUGUUGUUUGGUUUUCUUUGCCAACUACCUCGACUGUAAAGUAUUCAAAACCAUUGGACUCUUGCUCACUCCACAACACUCCAAUAUGGGGAGUCACACACAUCCUUUAGCCCAGUGGUUCCCAACCAUUUUUGGUUACUGUACCACCAACUGAAUUUUGCUCUGCCCGGAGUACUCCUGUAGU
Messenger RNA from Coregonus clupeaformis (lake whitefish), 2179 nucleotides. Its product is annotated as notch-regulated ankyrin repeat-containing protein A-like. The transcript has a single exon. Gene Ontology annotation, molecular function: enzyme inhibitor activity; protein binding; phosphatase regulator activity. Gene Ontology annotation, cellular component: cytoplasm. The coding region runs from base 515 to 853 and encodes 112 amino acids. The record is from RefSeq and is a predicted model, not a curated record. Lineage: Eukaryota; Metazoa; Chordata; Actinopteri; Salmoniformes; Salmonidae.